This is a messenger RNA of Oryzias latipes (Japanese medaka), 11536 nucleotides long. It is a transcript of the gene szt2, whose product is annotated as SZT2 subunit of KICSTOR complex. Gene Ontology annotation, cellular component: peroxisome. The record is from RefSeq and is a predicted model, not a curated record. NCBI's taxonomy places the organism in Eukaryota, Metazoa, Chordata, Actinopteri, Beloniformes, Adrianichthyidae.
GGACAGUAGCACGUGACCUGUAGCCCUCCUGAUCAGGUGUUUAUGUCCCAAACCGAACCUUCCUCUGCGCGCGCGGUAUGGCGGACAGGGCGGACGCAGAGGUGGAAGAAGCGGACCAUGUUUACCUCCUCAUGAAGGAGGACUACCGGAUCUCCAGGAACGUGCGGCUGGCCUGGUUCCUGGGAAGACUCAAUCAGGUGGUCUGGCCGUCCUCGGCGCCAGAGGUGCUGAACUCAGAAAAUGAGCUGGACCUACUAAGUGUCUUGCCCAAAGGAUGGCAGCUGGACCUGUCCCCCAGCACCCGCCCCUGCAUCCUGAAGCCCUCCACCCGGGCCACCUUUUUGGCCCGGAGGUACCGCUUCAUCAUCGAGCUGGACCUGAGCCCGUCCACUGGGAUCGUGGACGAUGGCACCGGAGAGAUGAUCUUUGACGAGGUGUUCCACGCACUCUCCAGAUGUUUGGCUGGACUGGCUCAGCCCUUCAAAGUCCCCGGAACCAACCAGCUCUUCCAUCCCAAGAUCUUUAUCACCAUCAUGGCAUACUCCUCCAUCAUCGGCCUUACCUCACACCAGGUUCUGGUUCAAGGGUGUCAGCUGGACAGGAAGCACCUGAGCGAGUUCCUGCAUCAGAUCUACCAGCAGCUGAGGGCGCUGGAGAGCAGCAUCGCAGAGGUCCUACAUCAGCAGCAGGAGCAGCAGCUGAAGGAUGCGACCCACAGCAGUGGUCUCCAAGGCAACGGCACCUCAGAGGAGCUGCAGCAGAGCACAUCCAUGGUGACGGCUGACGUGGGUCUGGUCAGCAUGAUUCGUCAGGGGAUCCUGGCCCUCCAGCUGCUGCCACCCAACUCCAGCGCAGGGAUCAUCAUCAUCACUGACGGCGUGACGAGCGUUCCCGACGUGGCUGUUUGCGAAACUCUGCUGAACCAGCUCAGGAGUGGAACUGUGGCGUGCUCCUUUGUGCAGGUGGGCGGGACUUACUCCUAUGACUGCAGCUUCGGGUACAUCCCAAACGUUGAGCUGAUGAAGUUCAUCUCGUUGGCCACCUUCGGAUCGUACCUGCCCAGCUGUCCGGACCUGGACCCCGCCGGCCAGGAGAUGAACAUCUACCACAAAGCCUUCCUGACUUACUCUUUCCUGAAGACUCCAGAGUCCCUGAACUCAGAGUAUUUCUGCGUUCCGCAGCAUAAACUCUUCAACGAGCACCUGGUGUCAGCCAGCGGCAACCCCGCCCUAGUGAUGAGGAGGAAGAAGCACACGGAAAAGGAGGUCCAUGCUCAUCUGGUCAGCGUGGUGUCUGUGCGCCUGCGGGAAGGUUACACCAUUAGAGACGUCAGCCUCACCAAAGGAGGGACACAGCUGGAGGUGAAGCUGGUUCUGCUGUGGAAGCACAACAUGCACAUCGAGUACCUGGCCACGGCGCCAUGGCCGCUGGACCCCUCCAAGAGGAGCACCCGGGUGGAGGUCACGAUGGAGGGCAGCUACGACAUUCUGCACGACAUCAGCUGCACACAGAGGAAGCCUAUCACCAGCCCCUUCCGGACCUCCGUCAUCCGCCGCUUCUGGAACACCCUGCAGAGCAUCAACCAGACCGAUCAGAUGUUGGUGCAUCUGCAAUCCUUCAACUCAGUUCCUGAGAACUACACUAUCCCAGAGAGCACCAAGAACGGAGUGCCCCUGUUCUACAUCCCCCCUGGAUCCACCACUCCGGUUCUGUCCCUGCAGCACAGCGGCUCCAAAGACUCCACUCAGGUCCAGUUUGCGUCGUACUGGAAGCCCAUCCUCUCCAUGGACGCCACCUUCUGGCAGAGAUGGCUGCACAUGCACCGUAUCGUGAUCAUCCUGGAGCACGACCUGCCUGUACCCAAACAUUUGCACACAGCUGGGAACAACGGCCGCUACAGCACUAUCCAGUGUCGCAUCUCCCACUCUGCGCUGACGUCACUGCUGAAGGACUGCAGCAGCUUUGUGCUGGUAGAAGGUUACUCCUACGUGAAACUCAUCUACAGCUCCUCCGACCAGCCCCCCACCUCUUUUUACUUGGUCCGUGUCAUCUCUAAGACCCCCUGCAUGGUCCUUCGUCUGGGGUUCCCAAUCGGCACACCGGCCUUUGUUAGAAACAAGAUUGUGGAUGAGCUGCGAGAGCAAAUCCUGAAGCUCCGCUUCCCUCACCGCAUUCAGAACAAAGAAGCCACACCCAAAACCAAGAGGAAGAUGGUGGGCCACCCGUCCCCAUCCAAAGUGACCUCAUCUCCUGCAGCUAAGCCGGCCCUGUCAGACAGACCGUGUGUGGUGGUGCUUAGCAAGCCUCUGGAAAAGCUGCUGAUUCGGUACGAGAAGCUGCCUCUGGACUUCAGGACUCCCUUCAUAUUUAGCCUGGAGAACUUCUCGCCCCCUUCUGGCAGUGGCACAGCUCUCAGCAUGGCAGCCAGCCGGACUGCAUCCUCCACCCUGGCCUCGCUGUCGCGCUACUUUCUGCACCAACGCUGGGUGUGGGCGGUACAGAGCGGACACGGAGCGGCCGUCACUAUGCAGGCUAUCGCGCACAUCCUGUCCAUGCUCUCUGAGGUCCGAAUCUCAGAGGGCUUCCACUUUGCUGCCAGUGUGGAGGGCAUCAUCAACUUGGUGAUGGAACUGCCCAUGCAGGUAACUUCAGGGACAUCCGACUCAGAGAGCCACUCCUGCACUAUUCAGUACAUCCUGUUUCCUCCACACUCCACCUCCACCAAGGACAGCUUUUCAACUGAUGAGGAUAACGACACUGAGGUGGAGGCUGUGGAGCCUGACACCGAGCUCAACCUGGUGACGGAGUGCUGGGUGGAGCCACAGAGCGGCACUGUAGUCAGAUGCACAGACCAGAACCGGCAUUUCCAGGGCCUCCAGUAUCAGGAGAUUCCUCAGGCUAUCUUCCCCAAAGACUUGGCCUGCAUGUCCACCAUGAUGACCUUCGAGUACCUGAUCCAGCUGUGUCAGAACAAGGAGCAGGUCUGCUCGCUGCCAGCUGCUCCUCAGGAUACGCAUGGGGGGGUCCAGGCUUCGGAUGGCAGCGUCCACACGGUUCCCUUCCAGUUUGACCUCAUUCAGCUACUUCCAAGCUGUCAGCAGGUGGAGCUGUUCUUUCUCACCUUCGCAGCAGCUCCAGAGACAGAGGAGCAGCUUCACGGCACCCCCACCUUACCCAAUGAACUCCUGCUCGGCCUCCUCCACAACAGCCUCGAGCACGAGCUGAGCGACAGGGAGGUCCCACUUGGGGCUGCUGACCACGCCGCUUUCAUGCAGCACAUCUUAUCACGGGAGCGGGACGGCCACGAGGCUCCCUUUGCUUUGCCCCCCUUCAAAGAAGGGGGAGUGAAGCUUGCAGAGAGGCAGGACACGGUGACGUCUGUGCACACCCCGGGCAGCAGCCGGGAGGUGAUGGGAUCCACCAGUACUCUGCAGAGUUUCAGCAAUGAAGAUCUGGUGGAAGAGGACCCCCUGCUGCUUCAGAGGAGCACCUCCUCGGCUCAGUGGAGGUGCUACGUCAAGUAUCUGAGCCCCCUGCAGCUCCUCCUCACCUUUCUGCCUGCCAGCUUUGCAGAUGUUUUGGUUUUGAUGGUGGGGGACGCGGAUCCUCGGAGCAACACAAGCAUCCAGGAGGACGACACCUUGACCCCCAGCAUCAGGUCUCAGACCGAAUCCCUGUCCAGCUCCACCGGGGGCCUGCAGGGUUCUGAGUCCGGCCUGGGUCCAGCCUGUAAGCUGCGGAGACGCUCAGGCAGCAGGUCCCCUCUCAUGUCUCCUCAAUGGGAGGGCCCCGCCUCAUCUAUGGAUCCCCUAAGUCUGGACAACGACAGCAUGGACUGUAGGCCGUCUGACUUGGACACACGGACCUUCGUCUCAGAUGUGGGAGGAGAAAAAGACGGUGUCCAGUUCUUGGAGCCCCCUAAAGCAGACCUGCACAUCAGCUUCAGCAGGCAGGAGUCCCAGCAGAGUGGCAGUGAUGGCAGCUCGCUCAGGUGUCCCAUUUACGUCUACAACUGCUCGCUGGAGCACCUGAAGGAGCAGCUGGUACACCCCCACGCCAGCCGGCAGCCCCCAGACAUCUUCCUCAGGUCUCUGUCCCAGGACCGCAGCAGUCUGUCUUCCUGGACUGAUCUGCUUGCUCUGCCCCACAAAAACAAAGAGCUGGUCACCUUCUGCAACUUGCUGCAGGAACAUUACCACCAGAGCUACGUGAAGGGUGUGUACCGCAGUUUGCAGCAGUCCUGCAGCAUCAGCUCCCAGGACGUCCUGAUGGCCAUGGACUACUGUGAGGAGUCUCUGCAGGAGAUCGACAUCACCGCCUUCCUCCAGACCCUCUGUGGACACAUUCGGCUGUCUUCAGAGGGCGGUAAGCUUUUGGCGAGGUCCCACAGAGGCCCCGCCUCCUUCGUGAUUGGAGAGGGGGAGGAGCAGCAAGCAGAGACCACAGUGGGAUUGUCGUCCUCUUUUAGUGUUGAGGUGGAGGACACAGGUGAGGCUGAAUCCACAGAAAAAGCAUCUUCUCCCACAUCUCCACCCAUCCUGAAUGAAACCAGAACCCAGGAGUUCCCUCUGGUCUUGCUGCACACAGAACCAGACUGUGAGGUGUAUCCAGAUCUGCACAGCAUCAUCCAGGAUAAAUUCAUGGAGAUUCUGUCCCAGCAUUUCCAGAGUGUUCCCUCCAACCCCCACUACUUCUUCUACUGCCCCCCAUCGUCCAAGAAAGAGGAGAACUCUGAGGACGAAGAGUUCCAGCAAAGACCUGAAGGGGAGGUGGUGUCGGAGGCGGAGCCCGCCACUGAGGACGAAGCCGCCCCCAUCCUGACGGAGAGCGACACAGACCUGGUGGUGGAGUAUGAAGAGCAUCUCGCCGCUAACUCUCUUGACGAGGGCGACGAGCGCUCCCUGUCAGACUCCAACACUGUAAACCAGGACCAGGAUUCUUUUAGCAUCCUGGAGGGGGACUCUUUGCUGGACGCCGAAUGCCCGCAGCUGGACCUGCCGCCGCUCUUCGUCCAUGUCACCUGCUCGGUAAACAUGAAGAGCAGCCAUGGCUCCAUGCCUAUCCGCACACUACCCACCUGCCUCGGGGAGGUGUUCUCCUGCCUGGAGAAUCCAGAUGCCCUGCAGUCGGUUGAUCUGAACGAGCUCUCCGUCACUCUGGACAUCUUUGUUCUGACACUGCCGCUGGAGAUCGACGUCAUGACGGAUUUCCAUCACAACAGGUACACGUCGGAGAGCAGCGUGUCCCUGAACCGCUCCCCGGGACAGCCUUCCUCCUACCGCUCUGACGAGGAGCUGAUGGGGGCGCUGGACGGCCCAAGGGGGGCGGGACUUGAUGGAGUCUCUGCUGACCCGCUAUCCAAACUCCCACCUCAGCACAAGUUUGCAGUUCUGGCCACGAUGGACGAGAUCCGCUGGCUGCUGGAGGAUGAGAUCGUCUCCGCCCUGCGUCACUCGCGUGUCAUUGACUCAGCCACUUUACAGAAGGUUGCAGAGCAUGUGUCGCGCUCUAGUGGGCGGAGCCACUGUCACCGCGAGGAGGUCCCACUCCAGUUCGUCUUUGGACCCGAACAGUCUCUGGAAAAUUUCAAGGAGGAGUUCUGCAGAACCUCCUUAUGUGGCUAUGUGCUCAACAGAGAGCCACAUGGAUUCUACUACGUGUCCCAGAAAAGACUCCGCCCACAGAGGCUGAUGGAAAGCACUACGAAACCACCCCCACCCAUGGAUCCGCCCACAGACGCCCGUAGCUCUGAAAGCCACAUGGAGGAGGCGGUGCUGGAAAGUGAAGUGGACAUUCUGGCUGACAGCGAGAGCGAGGACAGGAGGUCCGCGGGCAUCGCUGCAGACGUUUCAAGGGAGGCGCUGGCAGAAUCCAGUGAAGUGAUGGGGCCUUCAAAGCUGGAGGGGGAGGACAGUGGCAGCGCCAGAGACAAAUAUCUGGCCGGCAGUCUCCAGCUUGAGAGUGACGGUGGCGCUGAGUCAGACCCCACCCCCAAGACGGCGUCCAGUGUUAGCCUGGCUGAGUCCGUGCACUCGUCCUCCAACACCAGCAUCAGACUGCGGCCGAGCCGCGUGCAGAGCGUGGUCUCCAGCCAAGGUAGUCUGGACUCCGACAUGCGGGGUUACGAUGGCGGUAGCAGCGACUCAGAAUGCGAGAGUCCCGCCUCUGAUGAUCAAGAAUGCCGGGCCCCACUGAUGCCUGACUUUUGGCUGAUUGUGAAGAUUCACCAGGACAGAGUGAAAGUCUACUCACACGCCAGGUGUUCGUCAGUAGGCAGGGAGGAGCUGGAGAAGAAGGAGGAGGAUCAGGAUGUACCAGAGUUCUUGAAGCUGCAUCAGCUUAUGGUCAGGAGGAUUGGAGAAAUCUGUAGAUUUGUUAACCAGAGGAUGCUGCUGCAGGAUCUUCAUGACAGCCACGUGUGCAACAGUCUGCUGGUGGCUGAGAGCGAGGAGGACAUCUGGAAGAAUGAGACUCUAUGCCGGCAGAGUCUCAACACCUCUGAUGAUUACAGCACAGAGGAGAGCUACCAGGCCAGAGACUACCUUGCAGCCACCAUGCAUUUCAUCCCGGGACACUUCGCCUGUGACGUGGUGUGGAGCACCAUCAUCCACAUCCACCCCCGCCUGAAGAUGGGGCCCAACAUGGGCGUGUCCAGAGCCAUCCAGGCACUGCGAUCCGUGCUCAACUCCUUCUGCGUGGUCAACAGGAAGAACAUGUUUGUCUAUCAGGAGCGGACCACCAAAGCAGUCUUCUACCUCAGGCUGUGUGAAACCUCACUAGCAGGAACCGUGGACGCAAACCCAUCCCGAUGCAUUGGGCUCGCCCGCAGUCAGGAGCCGUCCCCUGCAGAAGACCUAACGGGCUCCAGAUCCUCUUUGGAAGGUUCUCGGCCUGUUGGACAUGUGGACAAGCACAUCCUGCUUUUGGUGCACGGCGUGGGAAACGCAGGUCCGGAGAUCACAGACGAGCUGGUGAAGGUGCUGCGGAAGCGCCUGGAUGAGACCACACUGGACAUCAUCACGGUGAUGCUGGUGAGGAACUGCAAGCUCACGCCAGCAGACGUGGAGUUCAUCCAGCCGUGCGGAUCUCCAGCCACAGAAGUGAUGACCUUCAGCCUCCCGCAGCACUGCCUCACCUGGCUGUCACCCGUGGCUCAUUACUUGAGACAGAACCUUCUCAUCUUCCUGCACUUGCCCAAAUACACGGACAGCAACACGGCGCACCACUUUAAGCAUUAUUUCCGUUUGAGCAGCGAGUUGGCGGAUGGAGACAUCUACCUCUACAACAAACCUGGGGGGCAGGGAACUGGAGGGAAAGGUAUUGCAUGCAUCGCCCUGUCCUUCAUAGACGGCGGGGGUCGUCCCAUUCAGGCAUCAGCUCCGGACGCCUCUGCCCUGCAGAAAACGGAGUCCUGCGGCGCCCCCCUGUGUCCAGAGUAUUUCCAAGAGCUUACCGCUGUGCUCAAAGUGGGAGCUGUCGGUGCGAGUCCAGCUGCAGAAACUCGGCUGUUUGUGCGCUUUGACAUCUGGGAACAGGGCAACAUCAGCCCCCUGCAGCUGAGCGACAAACUGCAGGGGGCGCUGCGCCACGCACUCUGUGAUGCUGUGAUGGAGCUGAAUGUCCUGCCGAAUCCUCUGUGUCUUUCUGUGCCUGCAAUUUGUUCUCACAAGGAGGACGCCAAAGGAGCGCUGCUGUCUACUCCCGAGGGGAAGGAGCUGAAGGACAGUGGGAGGACACGCAGUGGCUCCAGGGUUUUUAAAAGUAGUCCCGCCCCCAUCACCCUGAUGCAGCCAGCAGGUGGUGCCCCGGUGGGAGGGAGCACCACGCCCGACUCCACCACUCCCACCAGCAAGACCACACGCCGCAGCUUCUGGGGCAUCCUGAGUAAGCCAGACUCUGGGGAGCUGAGCAGCCCAAAGACCACCGACGACAUCGUCCAGGAGAAGGGAGAGGAGGGGCGGGCGGCUCGGCGGCGCCACAAGACCGAGAAUGUGAAGCAGCAGUGGAGCCAGGAGAAGGUGGUGGAGCUGGAGCAGGUCCAGAGGAAGCAAGCGUCUCUGCUGGAGGAAGGGGAUGCUGGCUUUUUGCACCCGAUCUACCAGCACACCUGCCAAGCCUGGAUCACCUUCAUGACUAAUCUGGGCUGCCCGUCCAUCCAGCAGUGCACGGCUGAGAUGGCCUCAAACUUCCUGCUGCCCUCCCUCCUGUCAGAAAUCGUCAACCUGGUCUCUUCUCUGGCCAGCGAUACGACAGUGAAGGUGUUUGAGAAGAUCAGCUCCUGCAGCUGCCCCCCCUCAGGAGACAUGUUUGUGCCGUUCCCUGUGGUCCAGGAUCUCAGCCACCCUCCGGACUCUUCAAGGAGCUUCAUUCUCAUUGGUCGAAACUUCCAUCAGUGGCACUGCAGCACGGAGCAAGGCGACAGUUCAGAUGAGGAAAGCUCUCCAGUGCUAAAUAGGUUCACACCUCAUAAAGGCUUCCAGCGGUUCGAGGCUCUGGAGCAGAACGACUGGGCCGGUCCUCUCCAGGCCGGGGCGGGUGUGGCCCCCCGCCAGAGGUUCCUCUUCAUCACCGUCCUGGACAAAAAGGUGGUGCUGCACAGCUACAACUGGUCUGUGGAUCUGGGCUCUUCUCUGAACCGGGAGCUGCUCCGGCUCGUCAGGUGGCAGAACGCCCGAGCCCACGUGGUCCACUGCCUGUUUAACCAGAAGAUGGGGCUUUUUCAUCACUACUGCUUCUCCGAUGCUCCUGUCCACGACGUGGAAUCUAAGCAGGAUCCAAACCCGUUCCUCGGUCCGUCCAUGGAGCCUGACGCGCUGCUCCGGAGCGCUGUCCCGCCUCCCUCCAGUAAAGAGCCGGGUCGAAUGGGGGGCUCCGGUCGCAGUCUGGCCCCCCUCCACUUCCCCUCUGAGCUGCUCCCCUUCGAUGAGGCCCUAAGGGACGUCUGCACCAUCCGUCCCCUGAUGGACGGGGACGUGGUGGCCCGGCACGGGGGCCAGCUGCUGGAGAUGAAAGCUGCUGAGCGGAGAGAAAUGGAGAGGCAGAUGAAGAUUGAGAACCUGUUCGUGACCUGGCAGCAGAGGUCAGCGCAGUCCAACAUGCCCAUCUCUGGCAUGGAUCUGGAGAUCCUGAAGCAUUCUUCAAGACUCGUCCAUUACUGCGCCACGCCUCUGCUCUUUGACCCCGCCUUUCGCAAGCAGAUCCAGGAGGAGCAAAGUGGUCAGGCUCUGAAGAAGAGACACCGCUCCAACGACUCCACGGCAUCGGGUCGGGACCGCAGCUAUAGCACAGAUUCCGCAGACAUGCUUCCCAACCGGCUGAAGGAGGAGCCGUGGUUGCUAGACAUCUGCAACAGCUUCCUGCAGCAGUACGUCCAGUACCUGCAGAGCAUGGGCUUCAUCCUGGUCCAGGUCCGGCCUCACUCUCCAGCUCGCAGUAUUGCCCGGGCUCGUGCUGCCAUGCUCAGUUCCAUGUCUUUAGAGGGAAGAAUGUCCUUCUCCUACGUGAAGCACAAAAGCGAAGACAGUCCAAAGGUAGUCGCCCCCGGCACCGCCUCGUAUCACCUGCAGAGGGCACUGCCAGGCGGGAUCGUGCUGAUGGAGCUGUCGUUUCAGGGGUGUUACUUCUGUGUGAAGCAGUACGCUCUGGAGUGUUCCCGCAUCCCUAUGGGUCAAAGUGUCAACUCACAGGGCAGCCUCAUCUCCAAACCUCGUUGCAGGCCGUUUCCAGACUCCAUGCCAGUGUCUGACUGUGCGCUCUCCAUGCUGUUCACUGAGGAGUGCGAUAAGGUGCGGGACCUGAUGCACGUCCACUCCUUCAGCUACGACUUCCACCUGCGAGUGGUUCACCAGUACUUGGUGGGUUCCCACAUGACGCUCCGGCAGGGCUACCAGCUCACAGAUUUCCUGGACGACUUCAUCUCCCAUCACCCGGACAUCCCCAAAUUUGGCCGCAAUCACAUCUUUCAAGGAAGCCUGUCUGUGUCCACGGGGAUGAUAACGGGCCACCAGCUCUACAACUACAUCACCGAUCAUGCCAGCACCUACGGCAUGAAGCCCCUGCGCAUGUCCAAGGCUGCAGCUGCUGCAGACAGUAAGAGAGGACUGCCCGAGUACGCUCUGGUGGAUCUGUGGACCAGCUCGGGUUCUUACAAAGAUCUGGAGGGCCUGCAGCACCACGAUGACUUUGACGUGUCUCUGGUGGUUUGUCACAACGCUGCUCCGUUUGAGGAGCAGUCCGACAAUGAGAAGCACCUGCUCAGGUUGCGCUUCUUUAUCAUCAUGACGAGCCAGAGGGAGCUGUUUCCCCGCCUCACCGCUGAUAUGCGCCGCUUUAAAAAGCUUCCUCAGAUCUACCGCGAUACCGCUGAACCAGGUGGUCGAGCCCCCCAGGAUCGAGCAGAGGCUGCAGGGCCCCGAGGGGACGAACAGGAUCUUUGGGAGGAUUCCUCCUCUGAAGUCGCUAGCGCUUCCACUCCGAGUGAUGGCAACGAGUUCUAUCCGCUGAGAGGGGGGAGGCUGGAGGCUCAGGGGCUGCUGUACUCCUGCCCAUUGUUCCCGCUGCUCAGCAACGAGGUGGCGUCGGCCCGCAAGCAGAUCCAGGUCAACGUGGAGCAGGCCAUGGGUCACUGCCGCCGGGACAACCUGUGGAAGAGGCUUUUCCAUGGGGAACAUGCGGCUCUGGCCAAGCUGUCAUUCACUGAGCUGGAGGAGCUGCUGGAGGCCGUGCACAGCCAAUCAGUGGGGGAGAUCGACCCCCAGCUGGACUGCUUUCUGACCAUGAGUCCGGCCUGGUACCAAAGUCUGAUCAAAGUCCUGCUGUCCCGCUUCCCGCAGAACUGCCGGCACUUUGACAACAGCGGCGUCCAGUAUCUGGCGGUUCUGAACCAGAAGUUCACCGACUGCUUUGUUCUGGUAUUUCUGGAUAAUCCAUCUGGGAAAACGAGUUUUAAGGUCGUGUUUCGGGAGCCUCUGCCGGCACAGCCUGCUCCGAGCAGCAGCCCCCCCCCUCAGCUGGUGUCCAUGUACCACCACCUGGAGUCUGUCAUCAACACAGCCUGCUAUAACCUAUGGACCGGGCUGCUUUAGAGCCCACCCGGGCUCAUGUUGGCGUCUUGAUGCACCAACAUGAAUGCACUCAGCUGAAACUCCAAGAAUCACUGCUUGUUCUUUUAAUGUUCAGCCACUGAACCUGUGCAUGAACCAGGAUCCAGUUCUCACCUGUACAGCUUAGUCGGUGAAAUGCACGUUGGAUCUGGUGCCUUCAGGAGCGAAGCAGGGCGAUUCGUUUUCACCUCACUGCCUCCUCAAGUGCCUUCCUGUCUGUGAAUUGAACUGUCUGAGGUCACUUCCUGAGCCAGCCAGUACCCAAAAACGGUUUAAGCUUUAGGUUUGAUCCAAUGACCCUUGUGGGUGCGAGAGGCUCUCUUUGAUCCGAUGUUUGGACUGAGCAGAACCGGGUCUGUGGCAUCGCAGCUUGUGAGGCUCUUGGAGAUCUAUUCCAGCCUGUACAUGUGUAAAUAAAGAGCGUGCUCUCAGUC